Alosa sapidissima (American shad) is the source of this 2857-nucleotide messenger RNA. It is a transcript of the gene ntng2a, whose product is annotated as netrin g2a. NCBI's taxonomy places the organism in Eukaryota, Metazoa, Chordata, Actinopteri, Clupeiformes, Clupeidae. The record is from RefSeq and is a predicted model, not a curated record.
AGAUGAAGUUCUACUCCCGCUACUCCUGUACUUCACCACUGCUGAUCUGCGCAGAUAAGACAUGAGUACAUCCUGAUUUUUAUCUCCUCUGACUUCAGAAAAAGAAGCUGAUCGCUGGUAGGCAAACGAGUUUGUAAAAGUGAGCGGGGCAGGUAGAGAGAUAGGCUAGACAGAUAGGCAUAGAUAAAAAAAAACAGGGACGAGAUAGAGAGAUAGAGAGAUAGAUAGAUAGGGACCGUUCGGUGGGAGAGAGGCAGAUGGAGAGAGAGAGGGGUGGGAUCUUCUAUGGAGCGUUUCCUGUCCUUGAGAGCCCAGGACAGCACCGAUCGUAAAAAAGUGGAGGCGCGUGCGGGAGGGUCAGCGUCACUCUGAAAAGUGGAAGAAGUCACUUCUAUUAUUUUGGGGAAGAGAUGGUUUAUUGCAGACAAAGGCGGAUCUAGGGCACCUUCCCAGUUGUACGGAUCAGCCCCGAUAACAGAGGGGGAAGCGCAUUCCCGUUUAAUCCUCUUACGGAAGAGAAUACCGUUCGUUUUAUUUCAGUCCGUAUAUGAAGUGGAACUCUACUAUUUGGCAGGCUAUAGAGGACUUUAUCGAAAUGAUGCACAUCUGCAAACGUAACCUCAACUGCCCUGCAGAUCACGGGCAGAGAUGAAGACGCUCCAUCGUCCCUCCCCAAAGUGGUAUGACACCCGGCUACCAGACACCUGCGUCAGGCCCGAGACCCCCCAUGUCUUCAGCCUCCCCCGGCCAUCUUCGGAUGAGAGGAUAUGAUUGCUUUCCCAGAAGGGCUGGAGCCGAAUGAUUGUGCGAGUCCAGAGAGAAAUGCAUAUUUGCCAUUCGCAGUUUCCGCUAAAAAUUUAAGCACAACAACCUAAUUGACAACGAACAAUUCUAAAACUAAAGCAUAAUACUUCAUAAACUAUUUUUUAUAUAAAACAAAAGUUGUAUUGUAUAAGUGUCCACCCCGUAUAAACUAUAACGCGUAAGGUUCAGGGAUCUGCUUGUUGGGAAAACAUUUUUUUUUUUUAUCAGAAUGGAAACAUCGUUUUUUUCCAGCCUAAAUAAACAUUGGAUUUCAUGCUGAUAGAGUCCGCGAGGGACACGACAGUGGCACCGCUAGCCUUUCACCGGACUCUCGGACUUGGACCAUGCCUAUGGUCGAUUCCUGUGCCAUGCUCCCGCAGUUGCUGUUGCUCUUGCGCUGCCUCUCUCUGACUGUUGCCCAGUACACCUCUGGCGCCCCGUACAGCAGCUGCAAGUCGCUGGUUAGUACGGACGACGGGCAGACAUGGGAGUACUACGCUUGCCAACCCAGACCCAUGGCCAUGAAGCAGUUCAUGCAGAUCAAAGUAGACCCGGAGAACAUCACUUGCGGAGCCCCACCCGAAAGGUUCUGCACGCUGGAGAACCCUUACAUGUGCAGUGACGAGUGUGACGCGUCCACCCCGGAGUUGGCCCACCCCCCCAGCCUCAUGGCUGACUCGGAGAUCAGCGGACCCAUCACCUACUGGCAGACCGUCACCUGGAGCGCGUUCCCGACCCCCCUGCUGGCCAACAUCUCCCUCUCCUGGAACAAGAGCCUGGAGCUGACCGACGACAUCCUCAUCACCUUCGAGUACGGCCGUCCCACUAUCAUGGUGCUGGACAAGUCUCUGGACAAAGGCCGCACCUGGCAGCCGUACCAGUUCUAUGCCGACGACUGCCUGGAGGCGUUUGGCAUGCCGCCCAAGAAGGUGUCGGAGCUGUCGGCGACCAACGUGACACGGGUCAUCUGCACGGAGCAGUACUCACGCUGGGUGGGCUCCAAGAACGAGAAGAACGUGCGCUUCGAGGUGCGGGACCGCUUCGCCAUCUUCGCUGGGCCGGGACUGCGGAACAUAGACAACCUGUACACGCGCAUGGAGAGCAUGAAGGGCCUCCGCGACUUCUUCACCUUCACCGACCUCCGGCUGCGCCUGCUUCGUCCCGCACUCGGCGGAACCUACGUCCAGCGGGACAACCUGCUCAAGUACUUCUACGCCAUCUCCAACAUCGAGGUCCCUGCCAGGUGCAAGUGUAACCUGCACGCUGACCAGUGCACUAGCCGAGACGGGACUCUGCAGUGCGACUGUGAACACAACACCACUGGACAGGACUGUGCCCGCUGUGCCAAGGCCUUCAAGGCCAAGUCCUGGAAGCCUGGAUCCUACCUGCCCACGCCCAGCGGAUCACCCAACACCUGUGAAGCGGCUGGUUCUCUUGGCAACUGCGAGUGCUACGGACACUCAAACCGCUGCAGCUAUAUCGAUUUCAUCAACAUUGUGACGUGCGUCAGCUGCAAACACAACACUAGGGGGCAGAACUGCCAGCACUGUCGCCUGGGAUACUACCGCAACGGCUCGGCUGAUCUGGACGAUGAGAACGUUUGCAUAGAAUGCAACUGCAACCAGCUGGGCUCUCUGCAUGCCCGCUGUAACGAAACAGGCUUCUGCCAGUGCAGAGAGGGCACCACGGGGCAGAAGUGUGAGGACUGUGUACCCGGCUUCACCUGGAAACAGGGCUGCAUCCCUAACGUGUGUGACGACGAGAUGCUCAUGUGCCAGAACGGCGGCACGUGUGUGCAGAACCAGAAGUGUGUGUGCCCGCCGGAGUUCAAGGGCGUGCUGUGUGAGCAAGAGCGCUGCACCGGCAAGAAGGGCUGCGACGGCGCCGCGUCCUGCUCCCUCAGCUCGACCGCCGCUCUGCUCUGCCUGCUGCUCCACGGCCUGCUGCUGAGGCUGCCCGCCUGAGGGGCGGCGCCAGCGAGCGAGCGCUGCGCUGACCCCAACACACACACCAACACCUCCACCAAUACUACUACUACUACUACUGUUACUUC